CGGUCCCCGCGCCGCAGCCUCCGCGCUGCGCCCCAGCCCCGCGCCCCCCGCGCCCAGCCCGGCCAUGGCGACCGCCGUGUCGCCGCUGCCGCUGCUGCUGCUGCUGCUACUGCUGCCGCCGCCCGGCGCCCUCGCGCCACCCGCUCGCGACCCCUUCGCCCCGCAGCUCGGGGACACGCAGAGCUGCCAGCUGCGAUGCCGCGACCGCGACCCCGGCCCGCGGCCCUCGCAGGCAGGGCUGGAGGUCCCCUCCGAGUCUCCCCACGACAGGGCCGUGCUGCUCAGCGCCUGCGAGCGCGGCUGCCGCCUCUUUUCUAUCUGCCGCUUUGUGGCCAGGAGCGCCAAGCCCAAUGCCACCCAGGCCGAGUGCCAAGCAGCCUGCGUGGAGGCCUACGUGCAGGAGCCAGAGCAGCAGGCCUGCAGCCAGGGGUGCCGGAGCCUGUCGCCGGAGCCCGAGCCCCAGCAGAAGCAGGAGCCCCAGAGAAAAGUCCUGGAAGCUCCUGGUGGGGCCCUCUCACUCCUGGACCUGCUCUCCACUCUGUGCAAUGACCUCAUCAGCUCGGCCCAGGGUUUUGUGUCCUCCACCUGGACCUACUACCUGCAGACAGACAAUGGGAAGGUGGUGGUCUUCCAGACGCAGCCCGUGGUGGAGAGCCCAGGGCCUGAGGGUGCCCGGCUGCAGCGUGUGGAGGUGACCUGGCGGGGAUCCCUGCCCGACGCCUUGGAGGUGCACGUGGACCCCGUAGGCCCCCUGGACAAGGUGCGAAAGGCCAAGAUCCGGGUCAAGACCAGCAGCAAGGCCCAGGGGGAGCCCGAGGAGCUGCAGGACAACGACUUCCUCAGCUGCAUGUCCCGGCGCUCGGGGCUGCCGCGCUGGAUCCUGGCCUGCUGCCUCUUCCUCUCGGUGCUGGUGAUGCUGUGGCUGAGCUGCUCCUCGCUGGUGACCGCCCCGGGCCAGCGCCUCAGGGUCCAGUCCCUGACCCUGGAGCAGCACAAGGGCUUCCUGGUGGAGCCCGACUGGGCCCUGUACCCGCCGCCAUCGCCCUCCUGUGAGGACAGCCCCCCGCCCUACAAGCUCAAGCUGGACCUGACCAAGCUGUAGGCCCCCGGCUGCCCAGGGCCCUGCCCGGCGCCCAGGGGUCUCGGGGGGUCCCUCCCGGGGCUUCUCCAUCCCCAAGUCCUUUCACCAGUUCUGCGCCCCACCCCAGGGUCCUGGGGGUCGCCGUGCCCUGUUGGGGGGGGGCAGGUCAGGAUCUGCCCUUGGUCCCUCACUGCCCCCCCUUUCCUCGGGGCUGUACCCCUCUUUGUCUUCUGUUGUGUGGCUUCUGAGUAUUUGAACCCCAGUCUUUGUGCCACCUUCCCCCUAAGGUCUUGCUGGAGGCUGUCCCCUGCUUUCCUGUCCCACCCAUGCAAGGGGACGGGUGGGUGGCUCUGGGCCGGGAGGGGUGCAGCACUG
Messenger RNA from Choloepus didactylus (southern two-toed sloth), 1456 nucleotides. RefSeq names its product transmembrane protein 59 like (gene TMEM59L). Bases 65 to 1102 code for a protein of 345 amino acids. Lineage: Eukaryota; Metazoa; Chordata; Mammalia; Pilosa; Megalonychidae. The record is from RefSeq and is a predicted model, not a curated record. The transcript is spliced from 8 exons.